AAAACCAUUCUUGCCUUACAUUGUUCCAAUUCGAUUUCACUAUAGAGAAGAGAAUCGGGACUUCCAUUAACGAAAUCGGAUCAGGGAGUUUUAAAUUGCAAUGUGGAGAAGGAGAAUUUAAUAAAAAUCAUGGUCUUACUUGGUACUCUAUCGUCUGCAAAAGCUUCAGUAACAAACGGUGCUUUCUUCUAUUAUUCAUCAGUUCCAUGUGAAUGUUCUUGAUGCACAUCAAGUGGUUGGUGAAAUUCUUCAAAGAACCGGAAUGGCAAGCACGCCAGCGAGAAAAGACUAAAGAGUUGGAAAGAUUGCGCCAACAGGAAGAUGAAGAAGAGGAAAGAAUAGUUGAUGAGUAUAGGGAAGUUGGCAUGCACUUGAAGAAUUUUCCUCAAGAAGAUGUUUUUAGGGCAAAGAAAUUGGUUUCCAGUUUCAUCAAAUCUGCUGAAGAGAUCGAAGAGGUAUUGCUGCAUCCGAUAAACAUUUUGGCAGAUGAAGACUGCUGA
Messenger RNA from Lactuca saligna, 500 nucleotides. Lineage: Eukaryota; Viridiplantae; Streptophyta; Magnoliopsida; Asterales; Asteraceae. The record is from the annotation of a GenBank genome assembly.